Molecule: messenger RNA, 603 nt
Organism: Oppiella nova
Lineage: Eukaryota; Metazoa; Arthropoda; Arachnida; Sarcoptiformes; Oppiidae
Source: the annotation of a GenBank genome assembly
AUGGACUCCGCGGACAUCGACGGCUAUACGGGUCCGUGGAUUCAGUUCGAGAACGAGUCGAAGAGCGCCAAACCAUCGGCCGAAGAGAUGGAAGAGAUCGAGGCUUUUAUGGCCAAAAAGAAACGCUUCGGGAAGAAGACCGAGAAGGAGGAGAUAGAGGAGAGGGCGACCAUUCAUAUCGAGGACGUGUAUGACUAUCAGGGCCGCUCUUUCCUCCACUGUCCGCACGACCUCGACGUCAGUCUCAAAGCUGACUACACGCCCAACAAGUGCUUCCUCCCCAAGAGAGUGAUCCACACCUACACCGGCCACUCGAAGGCCUUGACAGCCAUUCGAUGGUUCCCUCGUUCGGCGCAUCUCUUCCUCUCGUGUUCGAUGGACUCGAAGAUUAAGUUAUGGGAAGUCUAUAAAGAGAGGCGAUGUGUCAUCACAUACUUGGGUCACAAACAGGCCGUUCGCGACAUUAACUUCAAUCGCAAAGGCGAUCGUUUCAUAUCAUGCGGUUAUGACCGGUAUAUGAAGUUAUGGGACACCGAAACGGGUCAGUGCAUCAAGAGGUUCACCAACCGGAAGGUCGCCUAUUGUGUCAAAUUCAACACCGAU